Messenger RNA from Eleginops maclovinus (Patagonian blennie), 1180 nucleotides. RefSeq names its product deoxyribonuclease I (gene dnase1). Gene Ontology annotation, biological process: DNA catabolic process. Gene Ontology annotation, molecular function: deoxyribonuclease I activity; DNA binding. NCBI's taxonomy places the organism in Eukaryota, Metazoa, Chordata, Actinopteri, Perciformes, Eleginopidae. The coding region runs from base 233 to 1054 and encodes 273 amino acids. The record is from RefSeq and is a predicted model, not a curated record. The transcript has 9 exons. Gene Ontology annotation, cellular component: nucleus.
UCAGUGCUCCUGCUGUCACAGAGCCUCCGUGUUCCUGAACAGCAGCUGCUCCUCACAGCUCCUCCUCACAGCUCCUCCUCGCAGCUCCUCCUCGCAGCUCCUCCUCACAGCUGCUCCUCACAGCUCCUCCUCGCAGCUCCUCCUCACAGCUGCUCCUCACAGCUCCUCCUCGCAGCUCCUCCUCACAGCUGCUCCUCACAGCUGCUCCUCGCAGCUCCUCAACAGUCCCAGGAUGCGUCUGCUGAUUGCUCUGGGUCUCUUUGUGGCCCUGUUGCAUGUGUCCUCCUGUCUGCUGAUUGGAGCAUUCAACAUCAAACAGUUUGGAGACAAGAAGUCCUCCAACACGACUCUGAUGGACGUCAUCAGCGCGGUGGUCCAUCGCUACGACAUCAUUCUGAUCCAGGAAGUCCGAGACACUGAUCUGUCAGCGACCAAAAGACUCAUGGGUCACGUCAACAAAGCUUCUCCUCAAUACAAGCACAUCGUCAGUGAGCCUUUGGGUCGCAGCACCUAUAAGGAGAGGUACCUUUUCCUCUACAGGGAGCAGACAGUGUCCGUGGUUAAACACUUCACCUACGACGACAAGACAGACGCCUUCAGCAGAGAGCCCUUUGUGGUCAUGUUCACCUCCAAACAGACCGCUGUGAAGGAGUGUGUUCUGAUCCCUCAGCAUACGUCUCCGGACUCCGCUGUAAAGGAAGUGAAUUCCCUCUACGACGUGGUGACUGAUGUCCGAAACCGCUGGAACACCAAUAACAUCCUGCUGUUGGGCGACUUCAACGCAGGCUGCUCCUAUGUUUCCGGGCCCGAAUGGCAGCAGAUCCGCCUCUUCACUGAUAAGAGUUUCCAUUGGCUGAUCAAAGACACCGCUGACACAACAGUCUCACAGAACACACACUGCCCCUAUGACAGGAUUGUGGUCACCACUGACAUGAACAAGGGAGUGGUGCCCAGCAGCGCUAAGGUCUACAACUACAUGCUGGACUUAAGUCUCAGCCACAGUCUGGCGUCGGCUGUGAGUGACCAUUACCCUGUGGAGGUGCAGCUGUCCUGAGCCCCAGACCCGCUUCACAUACCUCCGGGCUGAAGCUGCAUUAGGAUUACUCAGUUGGAGUCCUUUUGGCAACCAUUAAUCAUUGAAUUUACCAAAAUAAACACGUGCUGAUUAUUUCAAUGCAAA